CUGCGGGACGAGCCACACACACUCACUCACACACACACGCUCACACACACUCACUUUCACAGGUUAGAAGACACUCAGGAGUUGAUAUCGGAGUUCUGUUCAUGGCAGAGAUCUACAGUGGUGGGCAGUUGCAGCACUUCAUUGACGGUUAUGAUGUCCGGCUCAGCAACUGGAUGCGUUACGUUAACCCGGCGCGCUCGCUGGCCGAACAGAACAUGGUGGCGUGUCAGAAUGGGCCGGAGAUCUUCUUCUACACCCUGCGGCCGCUGGAGCCCAAGCAGGAGCUGCUGGUGUGGUACAGCCCCGAGUUCAGCCAGAGACUCUGCGGACAGCAGGACACGCCGGACAGCACAAGCACAAAGUACACAUCAGAUAUGGAGUACCAGAAGCCUCCUCUACCUCAGUACACAUAUUACCCCAAACACCCCUCGAACCCACAAAACCAUCAAUACGACACAAAUAAAGACGACGACGAACCUGAAGAAAAGAUCGACAUCGAGAGAGACACGCCGCCAGACACUCCAGACGAGCAGAUAAUGGACUUCAGCAAGAAGAUCCACAAGUCAGAACCAAUGCAUGAAAAAACAAACAUUUACCCGAGCCUGUCUCCACCGCAGGACGUCCCGCUGCAUCUACACAACCUAUACGGUCACCGAGAGGGUUUGAUCUCCUCAUAUCCAUCAAUACGGUCUCCAUAUCCACUUUUACCGCAGUAUAACCCUCAUUAUCAGCACAUGCUCAUUCCUCCAUACUCUCCUCCGUUCACUUCAAUGCUUCCCACAAAGCCAGCCCACCGAUACGGCUUCAUAAAUCCUGACGGUUUGUCAUAUCCUUCAAUACCACCGUCAGGUUUAUUACCUGUAUCUCUUCCAUAUCCUAACACACUCCACGGAGGAUUAAACGAAAGAGGGUCCAAUACUCCCCCCAGAGGAGCACCUGCAACUCCAGAACUUUCCCCUCAGACUUCUCCUUUCCAGACGCGUUAUUCUGAAUGCGAUGAAGCCAUAAAUCUGAGUCUGACUACACCUAAGAGCACACCGCCUCCGUCAGCGUCUCCAACCAUGAUUCCUGGGUAUAAAUCGCUCCCGUAUCCACUGAAAAAGCAGAACGGGAAGAUCAAAUAUGAAUGCAAUGUCUGUAUGAAGACUUUCGGACAGCUCUCCAAUCUUAAAGUGCACUUGCGAGUUCACAGUGGCGAAAGACCAUUCCAGUGCAACCUGUGCAAAAAGAGUUUCACGCAGCUCGCCCACCUACAGAAACAUCACCUGGUGCACACCGGGGAGAAACCACACGAGUGUCAGGUAUGCCACAAGCGCUUCAGCAGCACUAGUAACCUGAAGACUCACCUGCGUCUGCACUCAGGUGAGAAGCCAUAUCAGUGUAAGCUCUGUGGAGUGAAGUUCACGCAGUACAUCCACCUGAAGCUCCACCGCCGGCUGCACAGCUCCCGCGAGCGGCUUCACUCCUGCGCCGCCUGCAGCCGCAGCUUCAUCCACAGAUUCUCCCUGCGCCUGCACCAGCGCUGCGGCUGCUGUCCUGCUGGCCGGCCCCAGGCCCCGGAGACUCUGAGGCGUGCUGCGGAGCUUCUGGAGCGUUUUGAUGCCAGUGCCGAAGCAGAGGCACUGCCGGAGAGCGCGGCGGAGCCUCAGGUGGAUACAGCACUGGAGGAAUGGCUGGCCCGCAGUCUGCAGAGCGGAGAGGAGGACGGGCUCCUGAGGGCCUGCACUGGAGCCCCACAGCAGCAGGACAGGGCCACGGUGGUGCACUUCAGCCACAGAUCCUCCAUUAAGACUGAGGAGGAGUAGAUGCUCAUGUACAGUGUGUUUCAUUCAGGUCUACACCCGGCCUCGUCUUGCAAAAAAACAAAGUGGUAAUGCUUUAUUUUACAGGAGUGUUGAUAAGGCUGUUAUGAUGCCCUUUAUAAUCAUGACAUGACACAGAAGCUGUAUAAGAUGCAUGCUUAUGACAAGUGUCUUUGGCUCAG
Molecule: messenger RNA, 1984 nt
Organism: Danio aesculapii
Lineage: Eukaryota; Metazoa; Chordata; Actinopteri; Cypriniformes; Danionidae
Gene: prdm1b
Product: PR domain containing 1b, with ZNF domain
Exons: 5
Coding region: 102-1805 (567 amino acids)
Biological process (GO): regulation of transcription by RNA polymerase II; cell fate commitment
Cellular component (GO): nucleus; cytoplasm
Molecular function (GO): histone deacetylase binding; RNA polymerase II cis-regulatory region sequence-specific DNA binding; DNA-binding transcription factor activity
Source: RefSeq, a predicted model, not a curated record